Messenger RNA from Dibothriocephalus latus, 960 nucleotides. The record is from the annotation of a GenBank genome assembly. NCBI's taxonomy places the organism in Eukaryota, Metazoa, Platyhelminthes, Cestoda, Diphyllobothriidea, Diphyllobothriidae.
AUGUUUUGCUCUAACACAGGCGUCCGUCUGAAUGCUCCUAAUGGCAAAAAUGAUGGAACGGUAGACGGAAUUAAGUAUUUCGACUGCGAACCACAGUAUGGCCUGUUUACGCGACGUAAUCUUCUUCGACCGAUCUCGGAAUUGGCAAUGCAACAAUCCGUCACAAGUCCUGGACUCACUCCCACUACCCCCGGCGCAGUUUCUGGUGUUGGGCAGCGGCGGUCAAGUGAGAACGCGGAGUCACCAACCAUUCCACAAGGUCUACGUUUGGGGGAUCGCGUCCAAGUGUCAGGAGGACGCUUGGGCGUCAUUCGUUAUAUUGGACCUACCGACUUCGCCAGUGGUGAAUGGGUGGGCGUCGAACUGGAUGAAGCCACAGGCAAAAAUGAUGGCUCUCAACAGAAGAAACUUAAUGCUCCUUCAGCCACCCGUUCCUAUGGAGGAGCUAGUGUUCAGGCUUUGGAGAAUCUAGUGCGGGAAAAGGAGGCGCACAUCGAACAACUACUACAGGAGUUUGAAAUGGAACGCGCAGAAAUGGCAAAAAUCACCGUUGAACGUGAGCAGGUUGAAACCGAAGUCGUUAACCAACGUUCUUUGAUUAGUCAGCUCACGGCACAGAUCGAACAACUCCAGGUGACUUUGAAUCAAGUGUCCGAGGAGAACAAUAAGCUGAAGCUACGUGUUCACGAGGAAGCCAAUCUGCUGCACUCAGCCGACAAGAAGCAAUUGUCUACCGCCAACGCGUGUUUUCGGUAUCGCCGCAAGCAUAGUUUAGCCUGGCAUUCCGAUGACGAUCUCGUGGCCAAUAAGACUGCCUACGUUACAGUGGAUGUAAUGUACCACAUCUAUGCGGAUGACAGCUUGCUGCAUGACACCAAAACCGGCUUCUCGAUGUUGAUAAGGGAUAAAACCGGACUCCAGAGAUCUCGGGAAGAAGAGGCGUUCACACCUGAUCUAUAA